Molecule: messenger RNA, 1379 nt
Organism: Pelobates cultripes (western spadefoot toad)
Lineage: Eukaryota; Metazoa; Chordata; Amphibia; Anura; Pelobatidae
Source: the annotation of a GenBank genome assembly
GUGAAAGCAAAGCAGGAGCUGGAGGUGAAAGUGAAGUCAUUCGCCCCUCCGUAUGUGAGUAAUAAACCUCUCUUCUUAAUUCGGAGCCUUUUUAACCGAACGUAUUCUUAGCAUCUAUGUUUAAUUUCUGUGUUGUAAAUGGUGAAAGAUAAAACUCUCUGUAGUAUUGCCCUGUAUUUACCUCCACCCUGAGACCCAAUAUAAAGGAGAAACAGGAAAAUGGGCAAAGAGAUUUGUCGAUGUUACAGACAGAUUGACACAUUUUGUUGGUGUUUUCAGGUCAGUUUAUUACAUCUGGUUUUUUGUGUGCGGUAACCAUAGUUUCAUAACGCACAGCCGUUCUUCACCCCAAACUCAUCAGUCAUUUCCGCUACUGUGAAGUUGGCGCUCUUUUGUGAAAUGUAUCAUUUUGUAAAAAAUAGCAACCUUUAAGCAGAGAAAAUGCAACAAUUUUUUAGACAAUUUAUAGAACAAUUUGAUAAAUACAAACAUAUUAGAGAGCAAAAAUAAAAGUCACUUUCAGAGCACUUUGAUAAAUCUCCCCCAGAGCAAUGUGCGCUCUAACCAUUGCAGGACUGAUUGUUUCUGAGGGGCAUUCACCAUGGAAACCAAUGGAAUGUUCCUGCUGAUUGCUCUACAACUGUGAUAGUCACCAUGGAAACCAAUGGGAUGUUCCUGCUGAUUGCUUCACAUCUGUAACAGUCACCAUGGAAACCAAUGGAAUGUUCCUGCUGAUUGCUCUACAGCUGUAACAGUCACCAUGGAAACCAAUGGAAUGUCCCUGUUGAUUGCUCCACAGCUGUAACAGUCACCAUGGAAACCAAUGGAAUGUUCCUGCUGAUUGCUUCACAGCUGUAACAGUCACCAUGAAAUACAGUGGAAUGUUCCUGCUGAUUGCUCCAUAGCUGUAACAGUCACCAUGGAAACCAAUGGAAUGUAACAGUCACUAUGGAAACCAAUGGAAUGUUCCUGCCGAUAGACCCACUUGGCCCCUGAAUGCUCUGUUUCCUUGUUUUCCUUUCUAGGCCAGCGACCCAGAGCUCUACCUGCUGCCAGGAGUGGAGGGCGAGGGAAGCUCCUAUGCAUCAUCAGUCACUCCCGCGGGGUAUAAUGUGGAGCACCCACCCUGGGACCAGCCUUUUAUACACCCCGCUACUGACAGUGGCAGGAGGUCACCAAAAGCACCGCUAAGAGAAAGGGACAGAAACCCUUUAAUCUCCAAAAGCAAAGAGCAGGAGGGGAUGCCAUCUCUGAAUCUACUGAACUAUCCCAGACAGAGCGUGGAUGAGCAACUUACUGCAGCAGCCACAGGUGGGUCCACGGGAAUCGGAGGAUUGUGUGAUAAUUAUUACUGUAAUAUCAGAACUUGGGAGUGUUAG